Colletotrichum costaricense is the source of this 477-nucleotide messenger RNA. RefSeq lists its product as uncharacterized. Bases 1 to 477 code for a protein of 158 amino acids. The record is from RefSeq and is a predicted model, not a curated record. The transcript is spliced from 2 exons. Lineage: Eukaryota; Fungi; Ascomycota; Sordariomycetes; Glomerellales; Glomerellaceae.
AUGUCGGAAGACGCAAGGCCCUUGGAGGCUCCGGCCCCAGCACCCCAGCAGCACCCUCCAGUGUCCCCAUCCAUGUGGCUACAAGCCUACGAAUACUUACAGAUGUCCGGGAGUCGCAUACAGACGAGAUGGCGAGGGGGGGAGGAAGGAAGAAAAGGGCAAAGAUUUGCAACCACUGACAAGAGUCUGGGCCAUGGAGAACCAACAGAUGCGAGGUCUCCCACGCACGCCACCACCAUCAUCAACCAUCCGGCGCUCGUCCUCGUCUUUACGUCCAUAUCCCUCGCCGCUAUCACCACCACCUACACCACGACCAAGAUCCUAAAGAGAGCCCUCCCGCAUCCGUCUCGCCUGCUCCCAUCUAGUCUCCACCCAGCCACCACCACCACCGCCUCCCUCCCACACAACACCACAACACCUCCCCGCGUCUCGCCCCGUUUCGUCCGCGCCCGUCGCCGUCCAACCCAAAAGCCAUAA